This is a messenger RNA of Papaver somniferum (opium poppy), 790 nucleotides long. RefSeq names its product major latex protein 15-like. Gene Ontology annotation, biological process: defense response. The record is from RefSeq and is a predicted model, not a curated record. The transcript has 2 exons. Bases 64 to 558 code for a protein of 164 amino acids. Lineage: Eukaryota; Viridiplantae; Streptophyta; Magnoliopsida; Ranunculales; Papaveraceae.
AGACCAAAUUCAUCAAAAUCAGCUGAAUAUCUUUGAUUAUUUUGCAAACUACCUAUUAUCAAUAUGGCUGAAGAGCAUCAUCACACCAUUUCAGGUCUGGUUGGGAAGCUUAUAACUGAAUCGGAGGUUAACUGUGAAGCUCACAAAUAUUACGAAAUAUUUAAGCAUCAUGAAGAUGUUCCAAACGCUGUACCACAUCAGUACACUGCUGUCAAAGUUAUCGAGGGACAUGGAAUCACUUCCGGCUGUAUCAAGGAAUGGGAUUAUAUUCAUGAGGGUAAAACACUAGUUGUGAAGGAGACAACAACAUACGAUGAUGAGGCAAUGACUAUACACCACAGUGCGGUUGGAGGAGACGUGUUGAAUGAUUACAAGAAGUUCGACGCAACUCUGGCAGUUAAGCCAAAGGCUAAUGGAAAGGGGUGUAUUGCGAGUUGGACUAUUGAUUAUGUGAAGCUUAACGAGGAUUCUCCAGUUCCUAUCAGUUAUUUGGCUUUCUUCCAACAGAAUAUCGAGGACUUGAACACCCACCUUUGCGAAGCUGAACAAGUUAAUUAAGCAUCUAUGGGUGACCAGUGACCCAUUAUUUCAAUGUUGGGUGUAUGCUGUUUGUGUGAUAAUAAAAACUAAGAGUGUGCAGAUAUGGAUUUAUCCCAUUAUGUAUAAUUAAUGAUGUAAUGUGCAUAGCGCAUUCGUGGUUUGUUUUAUUUAUUUUCGUUGUUGAAUAUGUCAUCUAAAUUAUUCACUGUGUGCACAAAUCAAGUAAUUUGUAGAGUUUUCCUUUCCUUAA